AUGAGCAAUAAACGCCAGGUCUUCCUUUCGCUUCAUCAUCGCGAUGCUCUCUCUAUCGGUGGGAACAGGCAGCGAUUCGGCCAUGCGGCCUACCACUGGGGGAUUGUCAUUUCACCCAAAAUUUCCAAGGGGCCAGAUUGCUAUGCUUUCGACGUAAGCGAUGGAAUUAUACUUGAUCCGGCGCGCCGAGUUAAUCUCAACCAAGAAGGCAAUUGGUUCUUUCGAGGAAGAGCAAACAUCAAUCCAGAAAAGAGCGGUCACCUUCUUGGAAGGGUUAUGAUUGGGAAGGUGCCCAAUGAGGUUACCUACGUAGAACUCCAUGGCCUUCUCGAAGCAAUUCCACUUCCCCAAAAGAGUACUCUGCCGGAGCAAAACUGCGUCACUUGGACGAGAGCCGCCAUUUGCAAGCUUCAGGAGAACGGUCUCGUGGAGCAAUUCGACCUCGGCCGGUUCAUGGACGAGUCGCUUGCUUUCGCGGAUCAACGCCUGCAAAGCAUCGAAUCUAAGCCCGCCAGCAUCAACUACACUGGUCGGCGUAUGUGA
Molecule: messenger RNA, 543 nt
Organism: Penicillium digitatum Pd1
Lineage: Eukaryota; Fungi; Ascomycota; Eurotiomycetes; Eurotiales; Aspergillaceae
Product: serine threonine protein kinase
Source: RefSeq, a predicted model, not a curated record